CGAAGGAGGCGCUUCUCUCUUGUAAGAAGUGUCAUCGUUUGAGUCGCUACUUGUUGCUUUGUUUCCUUUCGUUUCGGUAAAUGUAAGGAAUCUCUUCCGUGUGAAGAUCUUUGUGUUUGUGACGGCUGUAACUUUUUCUUCUAAACAACACCCAGAAGAGAGCUGGAAACGAUCUUAUUUCUAUAUUGCUUAAAGUACUUUGGCAACACUGUAAACGAGGAAAACACCAAUGACGUGGUAGUAUCAGUACUGACUUGGGAUUUGUCUGUUGAAAAGUACGACUUUGUGGACUUCCUCCUGGUAGUAAGCUAACUUGCGACCAGUAAAGACUCGGGACUUGCCAUGUGGAUUUAGCGUCUCAGUGGUGUUCCUGUGAAAUUGGAGAUCUGAUACAGCUUACUUUAUUGAUGUUGCUAUGCCCGUUUCAUGGCCUAAGUGCCGCUUGUAAAUAUUUAUCUACACCUGAAAAUCCAGAUCGGAUGGGUGUGUGGCAAAUGCCAAUAUUACUAGGAAAGUUAAGGUAUUGUGUGUUGGCUUUUGAGGGGCGGGGAAGAAGUCGUACUCUUAACUGAAUGCACCCUACCCUGGAGAUGUAACAGCAACCAUUCUGUCACUCCUCCUUGUUUUCCAUUUAGGAGGACAUGGCUGCUCACGUGGGAGCCUCCCGAACGCCUCAGGAGGUGAUGGAGCACUACGUGAGCAUGUACAUCCAUGGCAAUCUUGGCAAAGCCUGCAUCCCUGACACUAUUCCGAACAGAGUAACAGAUCACACGUGUCCAAGUGGUGGCCCGCUUUCUCCUAGCUUGACCACGCCGCUCCCACCAUUGGAUAUAUCAGUGGCAGAACAGCAACAGUUGGGGUAUAUGCCGCUUCGGGAUGACUAUGAGAUUGAAUAUGAUCAAGAUGCUGAAACUCUGAUCAGUGGCCUUUCAGUGAACUAUGAUGAUGAUGAUGUGGAAAUAGAGUUGAAAAGAGCUCACGUAGAUAUGUACGUAAGAAAACUGAAGGAGAGGCAACGGCGGAAGAACAUUGCCCGUGAUUAUAACCUGGUACCUGCCUUCCUGGGGAAGGAUAAAAAGGACAAGGAGAAAGCUCCCAAACGAAAGAUCACAAAAGAAGAGAAGGAGCUGAGGCUGAAACUGAGGCCUCUGUAUCAGUUUAUGUCUUGUAAGGAGUUUGAAGACUUCUUUGAGAACAUGCACAAAGAGAGAAUGCUCCGAGCAAAGAUUCGGGAACUGCAGCGGUAUCGUCGAAAUGGAAUCACCAAAAUGGAAGAGUCAGCAGAGUAUGAGGCAGCGAGACAUAAACGGGAAAAGAGAAAGGAGAACAAAAACAUAGCUGGCUCCAAGAGAGGGAAGGAAGAUGGUAAAGAAGGUGAAUUUGCUGCCAUCGAAAACCUGCCUGGGUUUGAACUGUUAUCGGACAGAGAAAAGGUGCUCUGCAGCUCUCUAAAUUUGAGUCCUGCACGUUACGUGACUGUGAAAACUAUAAUCAUUAAAGACCAUCUCCAAAAAAGACAAGGAAUCCCUUCAAAGAGUCGCCUUCCCAGUUACUUAGAUAAGGUAUUGAAGAAAAGAAUUUUAAACUUUCUAACAGAAAGUGGUUGGAUAUCCAGGGAUGCUUCAUGAAAUUCAGCUGAUCUGAAAAAAAACACAUCAAAGGUGCAUUAUGGCCUCAAGGACAGUAUUCAUGGCCCAUGGUUCACAUGGAUUCUUGCUUUGGAUCAUGGCAAAUACUGAAAAAUACUUAUUCGUGCAUUUCAUUGGUUUUGGUACAUUAUUAGAACAGAUCUCUUCCUCAUGUAAACUUAUUCAAGUCCAGUAGGCACAGAGUAGUUACUCUACUCCUGUUGGACAAACGAAUAUCAGUGUAAUCCUUGCUUUUUUGAAGGCGGGAGACAGUUUCUAGCAAGCGAAACUUUAAUCUCCUUUCGUUUUGUUUUUGACAUAACGCUGGCAGCAAAGUGAGGCUCACAAAAAUCCUGAGCUCUUGAGCAAUAUUAAACAGGGAUUUUUGUGAACAUUACUAAGCUUUCAGAACACUUUCCUUAAUAACUACAGCCAAGGUGUUGGCAGAACAGUAUGAGAGUUUCUGUAGAGGUUGCUGCAGGGAUGAGCCAUGACAGGGAAUAGAAACCAACAAAUGUGAGAGAGAAGAUGCCUUCAGGUACUGAUGCUGUGGAAAGCUUCUCUACCUUCACACCCCACUGAUCCUGAGUAAGAUUUGACUUGAUUUUUUUUUUUUUUUCCUGAUACAGGCCCUCACUGGAAGCUUCAGUGUUAACUAAAUUAGUAGCAAGCUGCAGAAGCUCAAAGCAACUGUGGUGCUCUGUUUUGGAAGUGAGAUUUUUAGGAGGUCAGCGCUACUGUAAAGUGGGUAAUUCCGUCCAGAAAUGGGGUUUGGGCAAGGAUGCAAUGAGCUGUCUUGCAGCAGCUGGGAGCCUUAGGCGGCAAAAUCACUGUCUCCUAUUGUUACCUCUUGCUGGAGGGAGUCUUCUGCUCCUCCUUUCCUAUCUGUAAUUCCUGAGCUCAGACAGUCUGAGGAGGCGUAGCUGCCACCUCCUGAGUUUGUUUGGGAGGGACAAGGGAAAUCAAACUGAUAGUGAUCAGUGAGAUUGGGUUAAAAACCAAUCUGUAUUACUCUUUUUUUGUUUUAAACCACGGCUGUUAAAGUACAGAACUAUAAAUGAAGUCAAUACAGGUUUUUAAUUGCACAUACCUUGAAACAUACUGGACUAAAUGUUUUGAAAUUGAAUUUACUGAGAUGGUAGCAGAGCUAUGAAUUCAGUCCUCUUCAGUGUGAGCUGUGCACCUUGACAGAUAACUCUGUCAGGACUACAGACUCAACUAGGUGCUUGCAGUAGACAUAAACUUGUAAGUGGAGCAUAUAAUAGAAAUGCCUGAUCUAUACAUCAUUUUUGUAAUACUGAUUAAGGGAAUUAAGUUGAAGAGGUAGAAAAGGAUUUUUAGACUCAUUUCAUUCUUAAAUUCCUAUGCUGGAAUUGAACCAAUCGAAUUAAAAAAAUGGGGGAUGCUAUGUGGCAGAGGGCACAGGCUUAUUUAUAACUCUGUUUUGCAUAAGAUAUUUUUUUUCCUGGCCUUUUCCAGAGCAGGAAAACUGGAGGCUAGUUGGGUAGGUCUUCCAAAUUACAGACAUGCUGAAAAAUGGAAUUUGACUGAACAAAUGCAAGCAAUGGAAACGUAAUCUUGUUUUGAUGCUUCGGACUGUAGUCAGUGAGGGACCCACCAAAUCUUAUAACAGUAUUAAUUCUGCAACUUGACAAAGGUAUACUGAUGAGAGCAGAAUAAUUUUUACUUAAUAUAUCCAGCAUUACCAAAAUAGUGUUACCGGUGAGUUUAAUAUAAAAAGGGUACAAUUAUAAAGCCAGCAUUUCUAAGGAAAAAAACUCUAGUGCCUUUUUCAUUUGAGCUUGUGGUAUUACAACCCUUCAAAAAAGGAAAGGGCUAUGUCCUCUCUUACAUAAUACUUUGUUUUGCUUACCUGUAAGUGGCUUCAUGUGGAAUACCAGAGACAAAACUGUCUCUCCUUGGCAGCAGUGUAACUAAGUGCAAUGUGCUGAGCCGCUUACAGAACCGCUUCCAACCUAUGUGCAUGUACAAACAGCGCACAAAGCAAGUUCCUAAGGUACAAACCAGUGACUUUAUUUUCCUCUGUCCUACUUCAGUGGAAAGGAAGUUCAGCCUUUCUUUCCAGUGUUCCGGUUAAGCAAUUUGGUUCUUCCUAUAACCUGUUACCUAACUGCCAUAACAUACCAUUACUGAUAGUGUUCUGAAGCUUCAACUAUGCGUGUACCAGAGAGUUUAAAAGAAUUGUGAAUUUUUGAAUUUUUUCCCAAAUCUGUGAUUUUUAUAUUUCUGCAGUGCUGUGGCACACCUAACUGAAGCAAUAGUCGAAAGCCCAUUGGAACAGUAACCUAAAAAUUCUAGGCACCAGUAAGUCAUUUAAAUGCUGUACAAAUGAAUUCUUCUGCAUUUACACUUUGUAGUUUCUUAAUUCCUCAGCCCCUCCAAAAUGUUUUUUUGGUGCUAGACGUAACUUAUUGAACAUCAAAAUGAAUGUAAAAUAAAGUAUUUUUAAUGUAUGAAAUAUGAAUAUCAAUAUUUAUUGAAUCCUUGCAAGCAAAUUCAAGGUAGUAUAUGUUUGCUUUAGCAAAUACUAAUCCCUUGGAAAGGGCUUCCCUAGAAGCAAUGUCUCAUUGUCAGCUAGGCUUUUAAUUUUAAAGAUGACUUGCACUAGAGGAUGCUGCUGUUCCAUAUUUUCCAAUGGAACUGUUUAGUCUAAGCAUUCCUUUGUUGAAUGAGCUGCUUAUUAUUAUUAUUUAAGCUGAGAUCUUAAUCCAGCAACUUACUACAGCUAUUCUGCUUCACUUUUGUAGUGAAAGAGCUGAAAAUAACAUGGCAAAAGAGCUCUUCAACUCAUAUCUCAUGUUUAUCAGGAAGUGCUUCCUGUAUUAUACAAAUACCAUAGCCUUCAUGUUGCUAAUGAACAGGUGUUUUAAAUGCUUAAUGCUCUUGGCUUUUUUCUAAUUAAAGAUCUAUACUAAUGAUAGUGUCUGUCCUGACAGCAUUGAUGUAAGACUAAGAAAAAGUGAUGCUUGAAAAAGCUGCUCAAAAUUCUGAGCUUCUGCUACUGAUUGAGGCAGCAGUACAUCUGCUUUAAUGGUGCAAAUUUACUUCAAUCAAUCAGCCCAGUCCCAGUGAAGUUUUGCAGUAAUUCUUGCUCACUAGGUAAUAAGGGCAUGUUGGUCUUCAUUCUGUGCAUACUACCCAAUGCAGGAGAGCUAGUUAUGGGCCAUUCUGCAUACAGCCCCUCCUGCCUGUUGUUCUCUUGCAGCCCCAGCAAGCACUAAGAACAGUGUUAGUGGGUCUGCAUGAGCCUUUGACCAUGAACUGUCUUGUAAAUCACACAGACCAAGCACUCUGCCAUUAUUCUCUUGUGCAAUGGCUGCAGCAAAUGUCUUUGCAACUGUAACUGACUUUAUUAGGUUUUUUUUUUUGGUUUAAUAACUCUUUUUUGCAAAGUGUUUUUUGCAUGUGCCACUGUUGCUCUUAAGCUAUGACAAAUUAAAUACUGUGAAGGAAGCUACCUGGUGAACGUGUUCAGUUCAUCAGCAUCUUCCUUAAAGGGAAUGUUGCACUCACUGGCAUAGUGUACUGGUACAGCUGUGCCAGACACACAAAUGCCUGUGCUGAAAUCAUGUAAAAUCUAACUAAAGAUGAUGUGCACACUCAGCAUUUUGCUAUUUUUUUUGCAUUGUGUAUUGAUAAAUAAACUUGCAUUAAAGUUUCUUUCCAUAACUGAUUAAUUGGUACUAUAGCUUGUUUAAUGAGGAAAAUGACUAAAGCCUUUGCAAAAACAAAGGAGAUGCAUUAGCGUUCCUCUAGCAUUUAGAUUAUGGCUAGAGAAGUUAGUUUUUAAUGGUAAUGGCUAAACCAGAGGUAUGAGUUGUAACUUUGUUGGCUGCUCUCAAACUUCAUCACCACCUUCCUUUUGUCUUUAAUUUCCUCUGUGCUGCUUACUGUUGUCUACAGCAGAGUACACAAGUGCUAUGAGUGCUCAGUAAAAUCUGAAGCAGUCCAUGCUGAAAGUAUAGCUGAACAGGCAAGCCUAGGAGAAGGAACUACUUAAAUGAGGCGUUCAGUAACGAGAAAGAAGGGCAGCUCCUACAAAAUGAAGGUCUGAUUAGUAGCAUCUAGCAGUGUUUAGCUACAUUCUGAAUGGAGUAAAGUCUAAAACUACUCUGGGCAAGAAGCUGGGAAGCUGACAAAGAACAUAUCUUGAUCUGCUGUGGCCAAAGCUGGCUAUUAGUCCUAACUGUCCUAUGGGGGGAAAAAAAAUUAUACUAUAAUUUAUAACUGUAGUUAUUACUGAGUUUAGUUUAAAUCAGAUUUUUUUUUUUUGGGGGGGGGCAGUUUUUACAAGGCAAAAGUCUCUUAAGGCACAGCAUAACAUAAAAGCAGUGGUCCCAAUCAAAGUACAACAAAAACAUUUGCUCAGUCCUACUUCACACACCCACAAGCAUGCGCUAACACUAAGAGCUUCCAAAACCAGCUCUUCCUCUAUGUUUGUUUACACCAGUCUUUCUUUGCAUUUUCAUCCCUGUACUUGAUUAAACUACUUCCUAGUUUGCAAGAAGUUUAACAUUGCUGAGUUGUCUUUGCACAUGCAAAAGAUAAUUAUUCUCUCUCCUCUGCCUAGUCAAAGCAUUGAUUUUGCUUCUUGGAGUUGAGGAAGAAAUAACUAAAGCCUUAAAAUACAUUAAACUCAAAAUGAGAGGCAGUAAAUACUUAAGUUAUUCUCACAUAACUGGUUGAUUGCCAUGCAGCAAACCAACAUGAAAAAAGACUUAAAAGAGGAAGUAAUCACUUCUCAUCAUGAGCAGCUAUUGGCAACUUUGCAUAUUUCUCAAAAGCAAUACUCAAGGUAAGAAGCACCUUAAUUCAAGACAAGCAGGAACUAGAAGGGAGGGUGGAAAUUCAGACAUACUUAACUGUUAGUUUACCAUGCUUUAAUAAUGUGCAGAAGUUUGAUGUUUCUAGCCUAUGUGUUAAUGAACGAACUUUGAGGAUGUGGGAACACAGAUGCUUUGUCAGUUGUAUGAUUUGGCAAACUCCAUCCACACCUACUGAGGUGAUCACACAACUGAAGUAUAAUGCAAUCAAUUAAUAAGGUAUGUUUGUAUUUUAGCCUGAUUCUGCAGAAGUAGGAACAAGCAGAUAAAGAGCAGAUAAACAUGGCAAAAGCUGCAUCUGGGAAAAGUUAUGUUGAAACUUAAGAUCCUGGAAGAGUAAACCCAAGAAAUGGAGAUGAAAUUGAGUUCACACUUUUGUUUCAGCCACUUAAAAGUAUUUAUGUAAUUCUGGAAGAUAAUAGGUAUCAAACUCAGCUAUUCACUUGUUUGGCUAUUCAGAUUUGUCAGCAGGACUGUAACUACAGUUUGCAUAACAAACUGGUUCUAAUGCUUGGAAGUUACAAGACUAUCAAAAUUGUUUAAACCAAUUUAUACAAUAUUCAAUUAAAUUAAAAAUCCAGAGAUAGGAUAAGUAAGUUGUGUAAGUUCUUCAAUGCUAUACAAGUAUUAGAUGGUUUUCUUGAGACAACUUUAAUAUAGAACAAAAAGGAUUGAACAAUUACAAAAGACGUCUACUCUCCCUUGCCUUUUUCUUACAGGUCAGAAUUCACAAAGGUUGCAAUUUCAGUUAUUGAGAGAGGCUCUACUUCUGAAUAGACAUAUUACCAAAAAAAAAAAAAAAGCAUUUAU
Molecule: messenger RNA, 7282 nt
Organism: Struthio camelus australis
Lineage: Eukaryota; Metazoa; Chordata; Aves; Struthioniformes; Struthionidae
Source: RefSeq, a predicted model, not a curated record